This is a messenger RNA of Trematomus bernacchii (emerald rockcod), 3391 nucleotides long. RefSeq names its product faciogenital dysplasia (gene fgd). The transcript is spliced from 19 exons. The record is from RefSeq and is a predicted model, not a curated record. Lineage: Eukaryota; Metazoa; Chordata; Actinopteri; Perciformes; Nototheniidae. Gene Ontology annotation, biological process: cytoskeleton organization; filopodium assembly. Gene Ontology annotation, molecular function: metal ion binding; guanyl-nucleotide exchange factor activity. The coding region runs from base 186 to 2894 and encodes 902 amino acids. Gene Ontology annotation, cellular component: cytoplasm.
GUCCGUUAGGAAACCAUGAAGUCUCCUUAGUGUGUUUGUAGUUGUUUUAAUCGGCAAACAGGAAAGGGGACUCUGAAGUGGAGGCGCUCCUCCGAGUUUAGUGGGCUGGAGCUGCUGCUGUUGCCAGUUUCUCCGAGGAAAAGACGGAUUCAGCAGAGAAAGACCGGAGACAAACUUUGUGCAAGAUGCAGGGGGUUUCAGCGACUGACCUUCCUGCCUCCUCUCUGCAGUACCAGUGCGGAUCCGCGAACCACCUGUGUUCUCCACGGCUGGUGAAGAAAGGCCCGACCCCCAGACCAUGUCACGACAAACCCGCCAUCAAACCCCGGCCCCAGCCCUCCACCUUACCCAGACCGCCAACUGCACAGAAACCUCAAGUGCCCCCUAAACCUUCGCACCUGCUCGCCCUUGGGCAAGAUAAGAAACCUAAGAGGAUCCCUCCGCCUCCAUCCAGGCCUCUGCCUGCUCCCCCUCCUCCACCUAAACCAAAGCCCAGUCUAACCUCUCCUGGCUCGGGAGCACAGUCACAGAAAGAGGCCCAGAAGGUGGGGCUGCUCAUCGAGAGGUUUGAGAAUUCAAGGGUUCCCAUCCUGGGGGUGCUCCCACGGUCCCAGCUGCACCUGUCUCUCAGAAUGGACACUGCGUCUGACAUCACUUCCUCCUGCGGCCAGGACCCCACGGCGAAGGUCGCAGGAGACCCCCCCUCAGUGGACAAACUUGCACUCGGCACCUCUGAAAGGACUCUUGAGGUGUCUGAACUUUCCCGUCUGGCUUCUGUACACAUCGACGGCUCAGAUGACGCCCAACUGGACGACUGUGACAUCACACACAGCGUUGGUUGCCUCGACGACGUGGAGCGGGAGGAAGGGACCUCCCACGAGCUCCUGGACAAUCAGGACUCCUCGGAGCAGAACGGGAAGAUUCCCAACCGGGACAGCGGCAUCGACAGCCCGUCCUGCGCGGCCGAAGGGGAAGUGUUCCCCAACGAGGACGCCAUCGACGAGGAGGAUCAUUACGACAGUGUCACGGAAACGGAGAGUGUGUCCUGCGUUACCCUGGGUAACAAACGAGACUCAACACAGGAUGAGGACAGUGACUUGGAUGAGGGGAGCAGUGGAGAAAUACACUCUUUGACAGACACACAGACUGGGUAUCUGACCGAAGCACACUCAGAGGCGCACAAAUGCUCAGAGACUCAGAGGCUCCUGAACAUCGCCAAAGAGCUCCUCCACACUGAAGAGGCCUACGUCAAACGACUUAACCUCCUCGACCAGGUAUUUUGCACUAAGCUCACAGAGGCUGGAAUCCCUCAGGAUGCGAUCACAGGGAUUUUCUCCAACAUCUCCUCCAUCUACUGUUUCCAUGACAAGUUCCUGCUGCCUGAGCUCAAGACACGCAUCACUGGAGAAUGGGACUCCAACCCUCGUAUUGGAGACAUCCUCCAGAAACUGGCUCCAUUCAUGAAGAUGUACGGAGAAUAUGUGAAGAACUUCGACCGAGCCAUGGAGCUGGUCAGCACCUGGACACAGCGGUCCUCACAGUUCAAGAGUGUAGUCCACAAUAUACAAAAACAGGAUGUGUGUGGGAACCUGACGUUGCAGCACCACAUGCUCGAGCCGGUCCAAAGGAUUCCUCGCUACGAACUGUUGCUCAAAGACUACCUGAAGAAGCUGCCCGAGGACGCUCUGGACCGGAAAGACGCAGAGAAGGCACUGGAGCUCAUCUCUACUGCAGCGAACCAUUCCAAUGCAGCAAUCAGGAAAAUGGAGAAAAUGCACAAGCUGCUGGAGGUUUACGAAAGGCUUGGAGGAGAAGAGGACAUUGUUAACCCAGCAAAUGAACUUAUCAAAGAAGGUCAUAUGAAAAAGAUGUCAGCCAAAAACGGAACAGCACAAGACAGAUACCUCUACUUGUUCAACAAUAUGGUGCUAUACUGCGUGCCUAAACUCAGACUGAUGGGACAGAAGUUCAGUGUCAGGGAGAGGAUCGACAUCGCUGGCAUGGAGGUCCAGGAGAACGUGAAGCAGAACCUUCCUCACACAUUCGCCAUUAUCGGCAAGCAGCGGUCACUGGAGCUGCAAGCCAGGACGGCUGAGGAGAAGGAAGAUUGGAUUCAGGUGAUCCUUGCCACUAUCGAACGGCACAAACAAAACAGCGAAACAUUCAACAAAGCUUUCAACAGCUCCUUCUCCCGGGAAGAUGACCACCCCCCCGAGUCACCGGGUCCCUGGAGCAACACAUCCAUUGACUCAGACGGUGAAAGACUGCACGAAAGGAAGAGUUCCAGGAAAAAGGAGAAAGAGAAGCAAACGUGUAAAGGCUGCAACGAGAGCUUCAAUUUCACCAAGCGUAAACACCACUGCAAGUCCUGCGGAGCGGCCAUCUGUGCAAAGUGUUCAAAGACCUUGGACAUCAAAACAAGCCGAGUGUGUCCCGAGUGUUUUGAAGCCAGCCUCAGCCUGGAGACUCUAGGUGUUAGUGAACAGAAAAAGAAAGCAGCACCUGAGCGACAGAUAUCUCUAACAGGGGACAACUGCCUGCUCUGUGGCCACCUUCAGUUGCAGGAAAAAGGGAAGAGCUGGUCCAAAGUGUGGGUAGCUGUCACUAAGGCUGAGCCACUGGUGCUGUACUUACAGAGCAGUGGACAGGACUCCAAGGGGGCGAGAGUGGUGCCUCUCCCUGGGUUCGAUGUGAGUGUGAUGCCGCCAUCGGGAAGUGAGAAGUCAGAGAUCAAACACGCUUUCCGGCUCUGUCACGCCCAGCAAACUUUGCUCUUAAGUGCCCAGGAUCCAGAACUUCAGACCAAGUGGGUAGACGUCCUCUCAAGAGCUGCCCGCGGAGAAACACCCACGGACGCAUCUACGAGCCAGACUGAAAACAGGAAGAGCCAGUAGUGGCCGUGUUGUAGCCACAGGACUCGCUGCCCCUCCCUCCCUCUCCUGUGUAUAGAGCACACAUUACUUGAAUUCACUUUACCUUGGCACUUUUUUGUUUAGUUUUGUGUUCUUCCCUUUUGAAAGGACCACUCAAUCCUUCAUAAGCCACUUCAAUCUACUCCUCGUGACCACACAGCUACGUCCUGUUCGCUCUUCAUCUUCCUGUCUCCCUCGAACACACAGAGAAACCAGAGCUAUGCUAUCAUGCCACCAACUCCACUGUAUGCAUGUGUGGUUGGGAUGUAUUAGUGAUUUUAAAAGCCAGAGAAGACUAAAUGUUUUAUUUGUAAUAUAGCUGAAGAAAGUUCCCGUAUGUUUUUUUUUUUUUUUUGUAAAGAUGAAGUUUCUUGUACAUUAUGCGACUGUGUUGUGAAGCAUUAAAUCUUGUGUGUGUGUGUGUGUGUGUGUGUGUGUGGUGUGUGUGUGUGUGUGUGUGUGUUGUGUGGGUGUGUGUG